AUGGCUUCUAACUGGGUGCGCGAUGAGGAUGAUGUGGAGGAGGAGGAGGACGAGAUUGAUGACACUGACUACAAAUCCAGCAAAGAUGCAGUCCUCUUUGCUAUUGAAGUUAGCGAGUCAAUGCUGACUCCUCCACCUGACUCUAAGUCUAAGAAGGCGGAUAAGGAUGCACCAAUUACCGCUGCGUUGAAGAGUGCAUACCAUAUCAUGCAGCAGAGAAUUAUAUCUAACCCUCAGGACAUGAUGGGCGUCUUAUUAUAUGGGACAAAGGGCUCGAAAUUUUAUGACGAAGAUGAGGAGGGCAGAGGCACACUCCCAUAUCCUCAUUGCUACUUGUACACGGACCUAGAUGUUCCAGCCGCCGCUGACGUCAAGGACUUGCGAGCCUUGGCUGAGGACGAGGACAGCGGCGCAGAGAUAUUGAUUCCCUCCGAGGAACCUGUCACAAUGGCAAAUGUGCUGUUCUGCGCCAACCAGAUCUUUACCUCGAAAGCAGCCAAUUUCUCUUCUCGGCGGCUCUUCAUCAUUACGGACAACGAUAAUCCACAUCAAAAUGAAAAGGCGCUCAGGUCGGCAGCUACCGUUAGAGCGAAAGAUUUGUAUGACCUUGGAGUGAUUAUAGAAUUAUUCCCAAUCUCCAGGCCAGGUGAAGAGUUUGACCGUUCAAAAUUCUAUGCUGUGAGAUUACCUAAAUGUUACAUGCGAUUUUAUAUCAUCUUUAACCCUUUCAAUAGGACAUCAUCUAUACGGCCUCUCCAACUGACCCGGAAGCUCCUGCAUUUCCGCAAGUUGCAACCAAGUCUUCAACCUCAGGUGGAGAUGGUAUCACACUUUUGA
Trichophyton rubrum CBS 118892 is the source of this 837-nucleotide messenger RNA. Its product is annotated as ATP-dependent DNA helicase II subunit 1. Gene Ontology annotation, biological process: cellular response to gamma radiation; double-strand break repair via nonhomologous end joining; cellular response to X-ray. Bases 1 to 837 code for a protein of 278 amino acids. NCBI's taxonomy places the organism in Eukaryota, Fungi, Ascomycota, Eurotiomycetes, Onygenales, Arthrodermataceae. The transcript has 2 exons. Gene Ontology annotation, molecular function: telomeric repeat DNA binding; double-stranded DNA binding. Gene Ontology annotation, cellular component: Ku70:Ku80 complex. The record is from RefSeq and is a predicted model, not a curated record.